GAUCCUAUUUUUCCCACAAACUUAAAAAAGCUGCAGUUGGGAGGGAUCUUCAGUGCUGGUGGCCCCUCUGUUCCUUUUGGAGUUGAUGUAUGCAUUCGAAGGGAAAAGAAAUCAUUAUAUAUUCUCCUUUCAUGCUCUUUUAAGUCACACGAAGAAGCUGCUUUAAGAAAAAGCUCAAACCAAAAUGACAACUGCUCAAUUUGAUUGUCAAUACUGCACAGCAUCACUUCUUGGGAAGAAGUACGUAAUAAAGGAUGAUAAUCCAUACUGUAUUUCAUGUUAUGAUCGCAUCUUUUCUAACUAUUGUGAGGAAUGCAAAGAACCAAUUGAAUCAGAUUCUAAGGAUCUUUGUUACAAACACCGGCACUGGCAUGAAGGAUGCUUCAAGUGCACCAAAUGCAAUCACUCUCUGGUGGAAAAGCCUUUUGCUGCCAAGGAUGAGCGCCUGCUGUGCACGGAGUGCUAUUCUAAUGAAUGCUCCUCUAAGUGCUUCAAAUGCAAAAGGACCAUCAUGCCUGGUUCUCGCAAAAUGGAGUUUAAGGGAAACUAUUGGCAUGAAACCUGUUUUGUGUGUGAGCAUUGCCUACAGCCAAUAGGCACAAAGCCCUUGAUCUCCAAAGAGAGUGGAAAUUACUGCCUGCCAUGUUUUGAGAAGAAGUUUGCUCAUUACUGCAACUUUUGCAAGAAGGUGAUAUCUUCAGGUGGGAUAAUGUUUCAUGACCAGCAAUGGCAUAAAGAGUGUUUUCUAUGUAGUGGCUGUAGGAAAGAGCUUUGUGAAGAAGAAUUUAUGUCCAAAGAUGAUUAUCCAUUCUGCAUGGACUGUUACAACCAUCUUUAUGCCAAAAAGUGUGCAGCAUGUACCAAACCCAUUACUGGUCUCAGAGGGGCCAAGUUUAUCUGCUUUCAAGACCGCCAGUGGCACAGCGAGUGCUUUAAUUGUGGGAAGUGCUCCAUCUCCUUGGUGGGUGAGGGCUUCCUGACCCAGAGCAUGGAAAUCUUCUGCCGAAAAUGUGGCUCUGGGAUGGACACUGACAUUUAGGAGGAGACGGUCUUUCCCCACCUGAAACCCAUUUUGUCUUUGUUCUCACUAAAUCCAGAACUCAGUUGCAGUAGUGUUUUUUUUUGUUUUUUUUUAACUUAGAUUUUAGAAAAUUGUUAAUGUGGAAUUUAUAGCAAAAAAGUUUUCACACACAUUGGGAUCAAACUAUUUUAAGGGCACAAAAAUGCAGUCUCACAAAUGAAUAUUUGUUAAAUCACCAAAUCACGUCUCCUUGCAAAAUACUGCUCUCUACUGUUAGAAACAUGGGAAAAUAUCUCCUCAUAAUGGAGUAUAUGACCUGCACCUAGAAGUUGUGAAUAUUAUUACAGAGGAACAGUGGUUUUCAAAACUACAUAGUAAAACAUCAAAGAGAUCAAAUUGAGAGGUAUACAUUAGGCUAAUGUUUGCAUUUCUAGCUAGUGAGUUAUAUAUAAUAUGACAGAUUAACUGGUAGUACAAGGUUUAUAAGCAAAAAUUGAUUAGUGAUCAUUUUACUUAAAAAUUAUGUCAUUUUUAUUUUUUCUUUCUCUUUUAUUGAAAGCUUUUUUUAUCAGUGCAUAUUUAUUAUGCAAGGGAGUAGUUUUUAAAUCAUUCUUUUAUUGCUCAUGUGUACUGACUUUGUAGUUGAGAAACACAGCUGCAGUCUGCCAUCAUACACACACGUCUUCUACAACUUCCUCAAUCUGUUGUUACCCAGGUUUAAGUAAUGGAAUUUGAGAACUGUGUAUGUUAGGGCUCUCAUAUUUUGCAUUGGUAUCAAGAGGAUCACUUCUACUUAGGACUAGCCAAAGCAUGAAUUUCAACACACUCUGCAUUAAUUGUAUUUUCAAAGCCCACGAUGAUUUUCCUAAAUGCUUACGGAUUCCAUGAAGUACAAGUUUAUUCUUUCAAGUGAAACUAACCAGGAUCAUCAUUGCCCCAAGGCAAAUCUCUAAAGUAAAUAUAUCAUUAAGUCAUCAAUAGUGGAAAUGAAUUUUAGGGAAGUGAUUUCAGUGUUACAGCAUGACUUUUAUCCAGAUAUCUGAAGGCAUAAUAGAACGCAUAAUUAGCUCUGAGCCUGGUGCAUUUUACUUUCUAAAAUUGCAUAGAUGAUAAUGGACACACAUAAAAGUGGGCAUUAAAGAAAGCUAGUUAAAAUAAGGACUGGAAAAGAAUAAUUCACUGAUGAUUCAAGACCUGCAAAGAACCAUAGUAGAGUCACAUUGGCUAUUGAUUAUCCCUUCCUACCCCUCCUCCCUACCUGUACCUCCCACCUUGCCCUCAGAGCGUAAAUCUGCUACAUGACCAGGAGCUGCACACCUAACUCUAAGCAACCACUCUACAAACAAGUCAGUAUUUAUUAGACCACAAAGGAAGUAAUUCUUUGUGAAAAGGAAGCUUUAGUGAAAAGUCUCUCACCAUAUGUUUGUCUUUGUAUCAGAUGUUAACUGAUAGUGACACUGCCUAAGUGUCUCCAGGUGAUAUUUUUAUCACAUUAUUUGGGACAAAUGGAAAACAGCCUCUACACUCCACUGUCAGUUACUAGUUAUAGCAACUCCUGGGUAGGGUGGAGGGAGGUCAGGUAAAGAGACCCACCUAGAUAUAUUUAUAUGUCUACUUUCAGGUUACUGCACAGCAUGAAAUGUUUUGAGUGAAAUAUAAUUAUAGGUUGUGACUGAUUACAAUGAUUACAAUAGCAUCACAGAAAAUUUGAUUAAAAUUGUUAUUAAAACAAUUUUUAAAAUAGUUUCUAAUGCAGGGAUAUUUAAAGAUGCUAACAAUUUAGAGAUACUAACAAGAGAUCAGGCUCUAUAGAGUAUUUGAAACUACAAUUGAGGUAAAAUAUGAGGUAUUUUCUCAUACUCACAUUGUAAAAUGGCCAACCAAACUACUCAUAUUUUCCUAUACUAUAUGAAAUUACAGGUAUAGAACUAUAUUUGUCAAUUACUUCAUUAAAAAAUAAUAAUGAAACACAUCUGUAGAAAAGUAAACCAUUCAAAAUAUAGACAUACAACAGAUGUAACUAUUUUUCUGUUAAGCAAUUGUAGACAAACAUACAACAAACACAUAAUGCUUUUUUUGUUAAACAAUUAGUAAUAUUUAGUAAUUUUUCUGUGUGUGGGGUUGAGUAUACAUAUGAUCAGGCUUGCAUUUAAUCUCCACAAUUAAAAUUUACAGAAUCACUUCCUAUAUAGAGAAUUUUUUAUCAUUCUUGGAUAACUAUAGUUUGUAUGUAUAUUUUCACAUAUAAAUAGUUCAUAUUUAGAAGGUGGCUUAGUCAUUGAACAUGUGUUUAUACAUAUGCUCUGCCCCAAAGUAGACCUCAUGCUAUUGUGGAUCCAGGCAUGGAAAUGUGGACGUAUCAGAUGCAGAGUUCCUUCCUUACAGCUUAGACAAAACACCACUAUAGACAGUAAUACACAUCUGCAACACAACUAGGAAAGAAGACCUCAUUAGACUGAUAUCCUCACAAAAAUAACUGUGAAAUCAUAUACCUAACUUAUUUGAUUUAUACAAUAAAGAGAAAAACUAUUUUAAUUGACUGAUCCAAAAAUGGAAAAAGCUGCCUCUGAAAUCAGUGGACCUUCCCAUGACUCAGGGUGAUAUCUGCACAGGCAGGGAAGUAGUUAGCAAGUGGCAUGUGCUAAUAAGAAUUGAAUGGCUUGGAAGUAGCAGAGCAGGGAGUGCCAGAGCAGGGAGAAAUGAGAUUGCUAAAGAAGAAAGGGUCAGAGGAAGGAAGAAUAUUAAUUCUUAGGAUAAAAAUUGUAUAUGUAACAGGGCAUAGAAAGUUGCCAACUGUUCUCACAUAGGGAUAAAAAAGGAUCAUGACAGUUUUUAUGGGAACCAAAGGGAGCAGGGUUCCAAGGCUUAGGCUUCUUGCUGCAGAAGUACAUUUAUUUAUAUGGUUAGUGACAACAAAAAUGAAAAGAGAAAAGAUGCACAAGGUAAUGCAGGCUUCGAGCUGCAUUUGUUGAUUUGUUGGUAUACAAGUUAACAAAUCAAAAUAUUGUAUGUCGGGUUGGGGACUAAAGAUGACAAAGAGAAAAGCAAAAGAGGACUGUGGUUUCAAUGAUUAUAGGCAGGAUUCCCGGAGGUUCAAUUUUUAAUUGACAAAAUCAUAAAAAAUGUUAUACUAGGACCGAUUAGCACCAUUCAUUAAGUGAAAUGCAUAGGUUAAAAACUUAGUCUUUAUAAUUAAAAAAAGAAGUCAUUGUACAUUGCAGUGAAAGAGCAACCAAUCAUUGUAAAAAAUGCAUAACACUGAUCACAACUGACCUUAAUUAAAAUCACUGUAAAAUUUAAUGCCACAAAUGAAAAACAACCCCAAAACAUGUUUGAUAUUAGUAAUACUAUUUUUUUUUAUUUAGGAGGAAGAAGUACUUUUUAAUCUAUUAUGUUAAUAGUAGUUUAAAUUUUAAAUAUGAAAAUUAUUUUUGCAGUAUGACUUGGAUACAUUUGACUGGGCACAUCAAUUAUUUUCUAAUGAAAAAUUUAAAAAUAAUUACUAUUGUUAUUAUAAAUAAUAAUGCAAAUAUAUGUCUAUUACUCUAAUACAGCUUUUUGCUUGUUUUACAAAUUGUUUCUCAGAAGUUUCAUAUGCUAAAUAAGUUUUCCUUUCACAUGUAUAUAUUCAAUUGCUUUAGAGAUUCACUUUUUACAUUUAACUGUGCAAUAAAUAGAAUAGAUCUGGAACAACAUUUGAUUUUUUUUUUUUACUUUUAUCACAUAGGGAACAUUAUCUUCUUGUCCCAUCUACUUUUACCACAUCUAAAUUAAUCACAUCAAGAUAUCAUCUCAGGGGAUUGCUAGAAAAAUAUAAUUUAAAUCUGAUUCAAACAGAAUACCUCCCAAUUAAACUAGGAGAACCAUAUCUGUGCUCUUUCUUACAAUGAUCAAGCUACAAAUACUGUAAGCAAAAAAUAUUUUGUUCAUAAUCAUUAUAUCUGUGACUCUGACAAUAUGCUAUAGGAAAUACUUCACUUUGGUUGAAUUUUCCCACUUUGACUCAGAUAAUCUUUUACUAAUUUCUUCUGUUAGAGGAAUUGUUAAAAUUCUUGGCCCUUUUUUAAGCCCUUAUCUUUUCCAUGUAAAGUAAAAUUUUUGUCUGCAACAUAAGCCUUUACGAACCUUCAUCUAAUCUACACUAUAAGCAUCAUCUUUUCUUUCUCCGAAAGAAAACCAAGAGAAAAGGUAUUAAGAGACUUCAUUUGAGCCAUUCAACUCAAGAGAAUGUAGAAGUGAGUUCCUCCACUUGGUCAUCAUGUGACUUCUUAGAUCCCAAGAACAUAUCAUGGAGAAGGAAUUAAAGAAACUAUCAGAAUUGUAAACUAUUCUGAAUUUUCCCGACUGAAUAGCUUUAGGACUAUCCUGUUGAAAAUGGUGUGGGAGGGGUUAUUUCUAAUAUUGGAAAUCAAAAAGGAGGGAAAAUCAACAACACAUUCAUACUCAUAGUUUGAGUCCAUAAAAGAAAUAACAGGGUCUGCACAUAUUUGUAAAGACAGGAAGGAGAUAUUUGUGGUUGAGAAAGGGAACAGCUCACUUUGAUAGAAUUAUGUUCUGUGUCACAGAGGAGCAAAGAGUAUUUCAGUCAAAUAUUUUCCCAUGAAGGGUAAUAAACUAAUGGAGUGGAUGUCCAUAAAGGGUUUUCUGAGUAAGGAACAUUAAUGAGCUCAACAGACAUUCAUUCAAUGACUCAGUGACACAAGUAAUAUUCCCACCACACACAAGAAUAAACUCAAGUUUGGUAUUUAUGGAAGUGCACACACUGAAUCCUCCAGUUUUACUCUAUUUGAAUGACAGCCUAUCUCUAAGUUAACUCUGUAGCAUCACUGAUGGUUUGUUCACCUGAUUGCUCUAACUCAUGUUCUCAAAUAGAAUAAGUGAAGGAGUAGGGAUAGAGGAGAAAUUGAGGGGAAAAAAAAGUAAUGAUAAAAAAUUAGCAUUCCUGAAAAAAAAAAAAACAGAAAAAUUAAAUUGAAAUUUAAAACUUUUUUACUUAUUCAGUAAAAAUUUUUCCAAAAGUACAUGACAUUCACAGGAAGCAAAAGCUAUUGACAAGAAUUUUUUAAUGAAAAUCUGAACUUGAUAGCUAUAAUUUAGCAUCUGUCUCCUUGCCUAAAUAGAAAUUACUCCGUCAGGUAACCCCAAUGGAUAUGUAGUCACCAAAUUAAGUGACCUUCCUAUUUAACUUUCUAACUACGGCAAAAUAUUGCUCUUAUUGGCCUCCCCUUAUUUCUUCAAAACCUUUCAUCCUAUGACACCCACAAUACCGGAUUCUCUUCCAUCUCCUAAAUCUCUGCCUCCCUCUCUGAUACAUCCUCCACCAGUUUGUUAAAAACAGCUAUCUUUCAAUGUUCUCAAGUUUCUUGCUCUAUUUCCUGUUUUAGUAAACAUCUAGUUUCAUGAUUUUGAUGCCUCUUCUUUAAAAUUGAGUCCCAAAUAUGUAUUCUGAGUUCUGACCCAAAAUUUCUUGCUGCAUUUUGGACAUCUGCAACUCCAUGUCAGGUAGAUAGCUAACAACUUUGUUAUCCUUUCAAUAAAUUCCACUACCUUUCUAUAUUUUUCAUCUUAAUUAUCCAAAUAGAGCUUUUAGAAUUCAAGUCCCAAGCACACGAAAAUUAGUCAUUAGAGAAACACAAAUUAAAACCACAAUGAGAUAGCAUUUCACACAGACAGGAAUGUAAGUAUACAAUAGUAAGACACUAACUAGUACUGUUGAGAAUAUAGAGAAAAACCAGAAUCCUCAUAUUUCGCAGGCAGGAAUAUAAAAUUGUAUAGCCACUGUAGAAACCGUUUAGCAGUUUCUCAAAAGCUAAAUACAAAACUACCAUAAAACUCAGCAAUUCUACUAGGUAUCUACCCUAAAGAAAUGAAAAUGUGUGCUUACACAAAUGUUCAUGGCAGCAUUAUAAUAAUCAAACACUGGAAGAACUCAAGUGUUGAACUGAUUAAUGGAUAAACUUUGGUAUAUCCAUGCAAUGCAAUAUUAUUCACACAUGGAAAGGAAUCAAGUGUCACUAUGUGCAAUGAUGUGAAUGAACUUUGAAAAUACUAUGCUAAGUGAAAUUAAGCCAGAUAAAAGGUCAAAUAUUGUAUUAUUCUAUGUAUAGCCAGAAAGGAAAAACUGAUAGAAAUAGAAUGUAGUUUCCUAGGUUUGGGGGUGGAAAUGCCAAUUAACUAAAUGAACAUGGAGUAUCUUUACUGGAGGAGAUAAAAAUAUUCUAAAACUGAUUUGCAGCGAUGGUUACACCACUUGGUAAAAUUAACUGAAAAUCAUCGAAUUGUAUACUUAAAAUAAGUAAAUUGUAUAAUGUAUAACCUAUAUCUUAA
Messenger RNA from Sciurus carolinensis (gray squirrel), 7348 nucleotides. RefSeq names its product four and a half LIM domains 5 (gene Fhl5). Gene Ontology annotation, molecular function: transcription coactivator activity. Gene Ontology annotation, cellular component: Z disc; nucleus. Gene Ontology annotation, biological process: positive regulation of transcription by RNA polymerase II. The transcript is spliced from 6 exons. The record is from RefSeq and is a predicted model, not a curated record. Bases 185 to 1039 code for a protein of 284 amino acids. Lineage: Eukaryota; Metazoa; Chordata; Mammalia; Rodentia; Sciuridae.